GAUUCUCGAAAACCAGCGGGCAAACUGCCAUGCUGUCUUAUGUUAGCUUUGCUUUAGCCUAUCAUUAUAGAUAAUUGAGCGUGGAGAGUUUCAACCAGCAAGAAAAUGCGAACUCGCAGUCGGCUGCGGUAGUCAUGCCUACUUGCAGGCGAAACAAGCACUCAGCAGCCAUACGAAACAUCCACAAAAUGUCUUUCCGUAGAAUCAAACGUACGAAAUAUAAUUGACGAACCCGAAGAUUUGGGUCCGCACUUUUGCAUCUCUCACGAUUGAAUCUUCUCGCCACGCACAAACAUGUCUAAGUGUCAAGAACCUGGACAAUGCGCUCUUUCCCAAACAGCAACUCAGCCACAACAUAUAGAGGAUGUCGAGGCACAGCUAGGCUGUAAAUCCUCAGGUGUAGAUAUGAACGCAGAUUCCCGCUCUGAGCCCGAUAAACUGUCACCCGAAACUCCUGAGUCCAACGAUAGGUCAUCAUCUAAAUCUUUGACAAGUAGUGUUGUGGAUUUCCCAGAGGAGAAUGGCAGAACAUAUCAUGGCUAUCGUCCAGGAACAUACCACUUCCCAAAUGACGUUAAUGAACAAGACAGACUUGAAGCACAAUUCGAUAUGCUAAAAUGUGCCUUUUCAGGCCGCAACUUCUUCGCUCCUCUGUCCGAUCCUCGUUACAUUCUCGAUAUUGGUACUGGUACAGGUCAAUGGGCAAUCUAUAUGGGUGAUACUUUCCCAAAGGCAGAGGUUCAGGCCACUGAUCUCUCUCCAAUCCAACCAGUCUCUGUCCCAGAAAACGUCCAUUUCUAUAUCGAUGAUGCUAGCGAUGACGAUUGGAUACUGCCAUCCGACCACUUUGAUUAUAUUCAUACUCGUGUGCUACUAGGAUGCUUCAAGGAUUUCGAAGCCAUCAUAAAAAGAGGGUUUCACUAUACGAAGCCAGGAGGCUAUAUGGAGAGUCAAGAAAUUCUAUUCACUCCAUACUGUGAUGAUAAAUCGAUGUCUGAAACCUGGCCAUUCUUAGAAUGGAUUGGAUUCGUCGAAAAAGCGGCAACUAAAGCCGGCAGAUCGAUGAAUAUAGCCAAAAACCUCAAGAGCUGGUACGAAGCAGCUGGAUUUGUGGACGUGCAGGAAAAGGUGUUUAUACUGCCAGUCAACCCUUGGUCCAAAGACAAGCACUUACAUAAACUUGGGGAGAUGUCCGAAGAGAACUGGCUUGCAUGUUUAUCAAGCUUUAGUAUGGCUUUGUUUUCCCGCAUAUUAAAAUGGAAGCAAGAACAAAUUGAGGUGUAUUUGGUGAAUGUUCGAAAAUCUAUUCCGAAUCAAAACUUUCACGCCUAUAAUAAAAUAUAUGUUGUAUGGGGAAGGAAACCAGAAGAGCGCGAGAAAACUCCUGGCAGUAUCCCCGAAGACAUGUCUUCCAAGAUUGAUUCGGCCCAAGGUGAAUCUGCAAAAAUUGUCACCUAAUUGACUUUACGAUAUUCUGAUCGAAAUUUUAAGAUUCUUAUCUAGUAUUCAGUAUAUGUUAUAACAUAAUGACAAAAAGUUGGGACCAACACACUUUUCUAAAAAAGAAUAUAACCACUUCUUUCCCUUUCAAAAAACACA
Botrytis cinerea B05.10 is the source of this 1599-nucleotide messenger RNA. RefSeq lists its product as hypothetical. Gene Ontology annotation, molecular function: methyltransferase activity. The record is from RefSeq and is a predicted model, not a curated record. Bases 295 to 1458 code for a protein of 387 amino acids. The transcript is spliced from 4 exons. NCBI's taxonomy places the organism in Eukaryota, Fungi, Ascomycota, Leotiomycetes, Helotiales, Sclerotiniaceae.